GGUAAAGUAGAAUACCUGGUGAAAUGGAAAGGAUGGCCCCCAAAAUACAGCACAUGGGAGCCAGAGGAUCAUAUCUUGGACCCUCGCCUGGUAGUGGCUUACGAAGAAAAGGAAGAGAGAGACCGUGCAUCGGGGUACAGGAAAAGAGGCCCCAAACCAAAGCGCCUCCUGCUGCAGCGGCUGUAUGGCAUGGACUUGAGGAGUGCCCACAAGGGAAAGGACAAGCUAUGUUUCUCUAUUGCACGGAGAUUUGGAGGAGACAAUAGCCUGCCAGGGGCCAAGACAGGGCAGGCAGAGUUCCCAGAGAAGACUGGGGGAGCAGUCCUGCCAUUCUCUCUCCGGAAGCAGCGCAAAAACCAGAAGUACCUGCGACUGUCAAGGAAGAAGUUUCCCCGCAUGGCAAGCCUGGAGAACCGCAACUGCAGGCAUGAGUUCUUCCUGAAUGAUGCGGUGGACCUAGAGGGCAGGCAGGACCCUGAUGACUGGGAGGCCAUGCAGCACACCAGCAAAGAAGCAGAUGUGGAUGCCAGUCUCCCUUGGAUCCCCACUGUGCCCCCCAGCGAAGUGACAGUGACAGACAUCACGGCAAACUCCAUUACCGUCACUUUCAGAGAAGCACAAGUGGCCGAGGGCUUCUUUCGAGACCGGAGUGUGCAGCUCUGAAUCUCUGUUUUCAGUGCUCCCCAAAACCAGUGCUUUUAGGGUGGGGCUAGGGAAGGGUUAUGUUACCCCUUAAGAGAAAAAAAAUCCCAAUGUCUCCUCUUAAAAUGUU
Acanthisitta chloris (rifleman) is the source of this 772-nucleotide messenger RNA. RefSeq names its product chromobox homolog 7 (gene CBX7). NCBI's taxonomy places the organism in Eukaryota, Metazoa, Chordata, Aves, Passeriformes, Acanthisittidae. Gene Ontology annotation, biological process: negative regulation of transcription by RNA polymerase II. The record is from RefSeq and is a predicted model, not a curated record. The annotation marks the transcript as partial. The transcript has 5 exons. Gene Ontology annotation, cellular component: PRC1 complex.